AUGAACUCCGUAAUGCCUCGCGCGGAAAACAACUUGUUCCUGCUCCGUAUCGCAUCACCCGAAAGCCGGUCGCCUUCGCCUUUGAGGGAAACCAAGGGCAUCAGGCUCUUCCGAGCGAUCGGUAGAAAGCUCGCCAGGAGGAGUAACGAAGAUUUCCAGUUCGUCGAAGACCCCGACAGCAGAUCGUCCAGUUCGGACUCGUGUUCUUCGACUUCAGUCGGAAGAGACAAGAAGCAACAGACCUCCAGCGACUCGGGGUUCAGGUCCGCAUCACCGAACCACAUGUCGAGCAGUUCCAGUGAGGCUGGUAGUGAUAUCCAAGUUAGAAGUAGGCAUCAUCAUUCGACGUCAGCUGAGAGCAUCAGGAGAGCUUUCCAGAAUCUGAACGUGAGCACGAGUACGAGAUCGCAGAGUUGUCACGAGGCGAAAGAAAAAAGGAAGACGAAGAAACCGCCGCCGAAGAGAAUACUGAGGCAGCCGGUGUCGUAUACGUACGCGAAAGGACUUUCUGGUUUACCGACACAGAGGAUACCGAAGAACUCAAAGAUGUACAGUAAAUCUUGCGGGUGUAGCAUGCAAUAUACGUUCGGUUUGAACCGAUAG
Molecule: messenger RNA, 603 nt
Organism: Acanthoscelides obtectus
Lineage: Eukaryota; Metazoa; Arthropoda; Insecta; Coleoptera; Chrysomelidae
Source: the annotation of a GenBank genome assembly